CUUGAAAUGUCAACAUUCUGAAACAUGACACAACGAAAUACAACUAAUUUACACUCCUAUAUAAAACUGAUUUUACAACACAGCAGUAGUCGAAUUAUUAAUGAAAUAGUCACUGACAUGGGAAGCAGAUUGAAUCCUAGACAAUUUGUCCAAGUUUUUUUAUACAAAUCAUUUUUGCCUUUUACCCAGGAAAAGAGUAGGCGAUUUCCUGGGAUGUCAGGACUUUCAUAUCAAGAAAGACUGGAUAGACUCGGUUUGUACUCGCUAGAAUUUAGAAGAUUAAGGGGGGAUCUUAUAGAAACUUACAAAAUUCUUAAGGGGUUGGACAGGCUAGAUGCAGGAAGAUUGUUCCCGAUGUUGGGGAAGUCCAGAACAAGGGGUCAUAGUUUAAGGAUAAGGGGGAAAUCUUUUAGGACCGAGAUGAGGAAAACUUUUUUCACACAGAGAGUGGUGAAUCUCUGGAAUUCUCUGCCGCAGAAGGUAGUUGAGGCCAGUUCAUUGGCUAUAUUUAAGAGGGAGUUAGAUGUGGCCCUUGUGGCUAAAGGGAUCAGGGGGUAUGGAGAGAAGGCAGGAACAGGAUACUGAGUUGGAUGAUCAUCCAUGAUCAUAUUGAAUGGUAGUGCAGGCUCGAAUGGCCGAAUGGCCUACUCCUGCACCUAUUUUCUAUGUUUCAAGUCAAGAUUCAGGAGUGUGUUAUGGUCAUGCGUCCAAGUAUAGAACAAUGAAAUUCUUAUUUGCAACAGCACAACAGAAUAUGUAAACACAGUAAACUGUAAACAAUAUAAUAAACAAGAUAUAAAAUUUCAGUGUAUGUAUCCACGUACUCACAAAUACACAUAUAUAGAACGUAUAGAUAUACAAACACAUGCACAUAUACGUACACACAAAAAACAAACAAUAGUGCAAUAAUAACAAUAAUAGUCUAUGUAGUUCAGAGCUUAUUUGAGAUUGUAGUGUUUAACAGCCGAAUGGCUGUAUUUUCUUUAGUACUUUUGAUGUUAAACAGUUGAAACUUUAUUCAGAUUUAAAAAAUCCACAGGGGUAAGAAUCAAGACUGUAGAGAAAUAUGCCAGUCUAACAAGGCAUAUAACAAUGAAAAGAGGGAGAACCAUAUGAAAAUAAGUAAUGCACAUAAAAGGAAUCAAUGAAGCAAUCUAUUUCUGCUGGUGUUUUCAUUGUGUGGAACAAAUGGAAAGAGUAGGCAACUGAUAAUCAAGAAAAACGGCAAUUGAUUUCUCAGCUAACCACGAUACAAAAUAGAAGGCAAUGGUUUAUAACUAUCGGGCAUUGGAUCUAGUGCACCCAAGUCACAGGCAAGCACUUUAAAGUUCUCUUGGAAUGCUUCUUGUAACACAAUUCUUAAAAGUAAGAGAGCAAUGCUGUUCCUCUUUUGCAGCAUUUUGAAGAAGAUGUGCUGGAAUAAAAACAAAUGAAAUAUAAUUUUAUAUUAAACAAUUUUAAUGCAUCCACGUUUUAUAUUCUCCAAUGCUGUCUGUGUGAAGCAAGCACAUUCUCCCAGCGACAGCAUGGGUUUCCCCCAUGGAUUCUAGUUUUCACCAACAUCCAGACAUGGGAUGGUAGGUCAAUUAGCUGCUAUAUGUUGUCCCUUGUAUGCAGGUUACUGUAAAAACCUCGAUUGAGUUGCUGGGAAUGCGGGAGAAUAAAAUGGGAUUGAUGGAGAACUGAUGGAGUUUCCAGUUCAAGGUUGGCCACAACAUGAGUUCCUACUUCAAAGACCUUGGAGGUCACAAGAUGAGGUUCUACUUCAAGGAGGUUGGAUGUCACAACAGGAGUCCCUACUUCAUGGAGCUUGGAGGUCACAAGAUGAAGUCCUAUUUCCAGGAGGCUGGUGUUCCUACUUCAAGGAAGUUGGAGGUGACAUCGUGGACCAACUUUGAUGUUUGAGAUCGUGCCCAUGGUGUCAGAGAUGACGCACUGACUGAGCUCCCGCCGAUGGCUCAGUGGUUUGGAGGGAGCGGCCCGAGGAUGGCCAGGGCCCUGACGAGUCAGCCAGGCACAUGGAAACCAGGGAACAGGUCAAAUAACAGCACACACACGCUAAUGCUGGUAAAACUGGAAUUAGUUUGCAUUACCUCAAGCAGGAGCUGACACGAACGGUCGUGAGGGCGUUCGAACAUUUGACCGUUAGCGGCGCGCGCUGCCGUGUCCCGCCAAGAUUUGGUUUAAAGCAAACGCUCAGCUGGGGCGACCGGUCACAAUCCCGCCCAACCCCAAAACUUCGUGAAGCGAAAGUCAUGUCAGGUCGGGUGUGGAAGUCAUUGACAUUUGUAAUUGCUCUGCCAGGUAUUGGUGUCUGCAUGUUGAAUGCUUUUCUAAAGGAAUCAGGCAAACCUCCAGAAUUUGUGCCUUAUACUCAUCUCCGGAUCCGUAGCAAGCCUUUUCCUUGGGGCGAUGGAGAUCAUACAUUUUUCCACAAUCCGCAUAUGAAUCCGUUGCCCUCUGGCUAUGAAAAAUAAUGCUUUAUUAAUUGCUGGAAAUUACAGCCCCAAUAUAAUUUGUAGCGGUCUAUAAUAAAUGUUGUACUAUUAUAAUCCAUGUUUAAUGUUGAUAAUAAAAGGUUGAACAUAAUCUAGACAUUUGGUAUGAACUGCCUUUGUAUUUCCCAAAUAAAAUAACUCAGUAAAAUGUGAAUUAGGAAAUCUGAUCAAGGAAAUUACUCCUGCAAUUAAAUAUUUUUUAUGUGUCAGAUAAAAAAUAAACCAAAAAACGUGCAGAUUUUGAUUUGUGACUGCAAACAUUUUAAAAUAACCAUGAGUUC
Leucoraja erinaceus (little skate) is the source of this 2779-nucleotide messenger RNA. Its product is annotated as cytochrome c oxidase subunit 6A1, mitochondrial-like. The record is from RefSeq and is a predicted model, not a curated record. Gene Ontology annotation, biological process: mitochondrial electron transport, cytochrome c to oxygen. Gene Ontology annotation, molecular function: enzyme regulator activity. Bases 2256 to 2477 code for a protein of 73 amino acids. The transcript is spliced from 3 exons. Gene Ontology annotation, cellular component: mitochondrial inner membrane. NCBI's taxonomy places the organism in Eukaryota, Metazoa, Chordata, Chondrichthyes, Rajiformes, Rajidae.